This is a messenger RNA of Zychaea mexicana, 2272 nucleotides long. RefSeq lists its product as uncharacterized. The transcript is spliced from 5 exons. The record is from RefSeq and is a predicted model, not a curated record. The coding region runs from base 103 to 2082 and encodes 659 amino acids. Lineage: Eukaryota; Fungi; Mucoromycota; Mucoromycetes; Mucorales; Lichtheimiaceae. Gene Ontology annotation, molecular function: ubiquitin binding.
CUUCGGUGUGUGUUGCUGCGGUUCAAUAGAUAUAAAAAAAAGAGAGCGCUUUCUUUUCCUUUUGCCCCCAACGUGCCAACAAAGUUUUACCCUAUUUUCCAAAUGAUUGACUUUUUACCGUUUCUUCCUCAAAGCCAAGAUGGCGUGACGAACGAAUUAUACCAGAUCGCCCGAGAUGCCUGGCUUUUCCAGCUGGCGACACUUCUUGAUGCGGACGACGACGAUUUUAUGCUCCAGAUCACCAACAAUGAAAGCUUACAAAAAUUCAUUACCGCGGUAUUGGAUAGUCAGCUUGAUGGCAACACCGUACUUGCAGAAAUCUUAAAACGCGUAUUUCUUGUGUACGUGCGUGCCGGACGUUUGCUCGAACAGCAGUCCAAUAGUAGUAGUAAUAGCAACAGUGCUGGCGGCCCACUGUUUACACCAGACCAACUGUCAAGUUUUGCCGUGAUCUAUGGCGAAUCCAACCCAUCUCAUGUUCGUGCACUGUUUUCCCAACUGUCGACGACGAAUAAAAAGCUUACGGCUGCUUUGAAUGAGACGAUCGCGACAUUGACGGUGUGUCUUGAGACGGUGACAGCUACGACCGAUUUGGAGCGUCUGUAUGUCAUUGUACGACUCCUGCAAGCGCUUGUAGCGGCUACCGGUUCAAGAAACAACGAGUCGAUCCUGGACACCAUUUUAAAGUGUUAUAACGGGCCAUUGAUGAGAAAGACGAUGGAAAAGGGAUCGAAAGUGUACCAGAUCAAACUCGCAUUAUUGGAUACAUGGAAUCAUAUCGUUGACGCGGUCUACAUGAAGCCCCUCGAAUCGCAGAACAAGGGCGGGAAUGUGGACGAAGAGAUAGACAUGUUUUCGGAAAAGCUGCUGCAAUGGAUUGAGGAAAGCAACAUUGAGCAGCCGCGUCAAGGUUUCUUGGACGCGCCAUUGAUUAUGGACUGGAUAGUUGCGUUUUCAGUUGACGAGACGUUGGAGACGCUUAACAGGAAGCUUUUCAAUGGCGACGAUGAGCGGAUAGAGUUUUUGAGACUUUCGACGCAGCAGAUCUUAGACAUGAACAUUCCAGUUGUCAAGGAAACCAAAAAGCGGAAGAGCAAGAAACAAGCAGCUGCUCCAUCUGCUGCCAAGCAACAGGAGCCACCAGUCUUUGAUGCGCCAGCAUUACAGCAACAGGCGGAUGAUAUCCAUGAGGUGGCAAACAUUUCACAAAUACAUGACUUGUUCCCUGAUCUUGGCGAAGGCUUUAUUCGGGCAUGUCUCAAGCACAACAACAAUGACGUUGAAGUUGUGAUCAUGCAGCUUUUGGAUAACAAUUUACCAACGCCACUAGACACGAUGGAUAGAACUUUACAAGAAUUACCGCCGUCGUUUUUGUCAGCUGAUCAACAGCAUGGGGAAGAGGAAAUGGAGAAACUACCCAGUAUAUUGGAUUCGCGGCGUAACAUUUUCGACAAUGACGAGUUUGAUUUAUUAUCACGACGCACAGUGGCUGUGGACAAGAGCAAAAUGCAUAUGGGACCAAGAGAUCGAGGAACAGCCGACACCAUGCUUCAAGAUCAAAGCUUCAUAAAAAGUGAAAAGCAGAAUGUGUUGCAGCGGAUCUACAACAUGUAUGAAGACGAUUAUGACGAUACCUAUGAUGAUCUCAAUGAAAUGAGCGGACCUGUGGAUCUGGGCGCAGUCGAGAGCGAUUAUGCCGGCGAUGUGAUCAAGAAUAAGAACAAGGGUCCUGCUGAAAGUAUAGAAUAUGAAGGCGAACCCGUCGCCAACAAUGCUGAACACCGCGAUUCGUCCCACCGAUCCAAUCGUAAGAUACCAGAACGACAAGCGCACCAAAAGAAGACGGAAAAUCUUUCCGAUGGCAAGCAAGUGCCGGUCCAAUCAAAAGCAUCCCAAGGAGGCAGCGAUGAUAACAGCAGUAGUAAACGGACCCAAAAGCAUCCACAGCGAUCUGGACCGGAACAAGAUCAACGGCAACGUGCGUAUAAGGACAAGAACAAGGCUCGAUUUGGCAACCACAAUCGCAAGAAAGGCCAUGACAAGAAGAUGGCUAAGGCGGGCGUGGCGGGUCCAUCCUUGUAGAAAAAAUGUACAUUAAGACUACAACCGGUUAUUGUCAUUCACAACCACAUGAAAAGCAUAUUGUUUGUUAUUUUUAUAACCCACCUACAUGUGGCAACCAACAAUGUUGUCACAGAUCCAUCUUAAGACCUACACGGUGCAAAAAACCACAUGAAAAAUAACAACAAGAAUGAUCUACCUCGUGAACAAA